AUUAAAACAAUGAUGCUCAUAGAUCCAUAGAAUAAGCUACUUUAAACCUAGAUAAUGGAUUUGAUCAUGUAAUUUAGUAUAGUGACUUUAGGAAAAAGGAUCCAAGAAUCGUGGUUGCUAAGGAUUACAAUUACUCCUGCACAAAAUUGUAAUACAAGGAGGAUGGUAAAUUGUUUCUAUCAUUUACUUGUUUUAAUUUCAAUGAGAUAUUCAGCAUAGCAGGUAACUACAUGAUUGAGAAAUACUAUAAGGGUAAUUACAUAUAAAUAAAGGAUAGAUUACACAAAGGAGGCUGUAGAUGAAGGAUUUCAUUUGACGUUUUCAUUCGAUGCCUAAUCAGCCAAAGAGGAACCUAAGAUUCCAAAGAAUGCAACGGAGGCAGAAAAGGCUGAACUUUAGGAGCUAAAAUUGCAGAUACGAGCAGAAAAUUAGAAAUUGUUUGAGAAGGUCACAAAGGAUUUCUCAUAAAUAAGAAGAAACUUCUAUGCAGCUGCAUUUGAGUAGGCAUUCGAUCAAAUCAAUAAAGGGGAAGCAUCGUCUCCAUUCAAGUAUCAAAGUAGAGAGAAUGAAGUUGUUUAUGCCAUUCCUGACAAAGAUGCUUUGAACAUUUUCUAUGAGAUUUCAUUUUCUGACAAUGUUGAUAGGACAUUGGCAAAUCUAAUAAUCACCGAGAUAAUCGAUGCAAAGAAAAAUGUGAAGAUGGCCCCUCCUAUUUCAAGAUCGAAUUACCAAUCUUCUAUAUUGAAAUCAGCAUUCCCAGAAGUGUCGAAUAUCAAGGUGGAUCCAAAUUCAUAAUUAAUAACGAUGACACUAUUCAAGGCAUAACAUUUUAGUAAGAAUAUAGAAUAAUUAUCUACAUUUUUAUAAGGAUUUAGGUAAUAUACAUAGUAAUGUUAGACAAUAUUUGCAUUAUCACAUUCAUGCUUCCAAGACUUACUUGCAUUCCAGAAUCAUCAAAAGAAUCAGCCAAUUCCAAAGAAGUUUACAAUUAUGUUAAUUCGAACCUGAAGUUGAAAAGAAGACUGAGGAUCUGUUCACAUCUUCUGGUGUAAAAGCAUGAAAUAUAAGAAUAAGGAUAAUUAAUAAUUAUAUUGUUU
Messenger RNA from Paramecium octaurelia, 1097 nucleotides. Lineage: Eukaryota; Ciliophora; Oligohymenophorea; Peniculida; Parameciidae. The record is from the annotation of a GenBank genome assembly.